Molecule: messenger RNA, 963 nt
Organism: Eublepharis macularius
Lineage: Eukaryota; Metazoa; Chordata; Lepidosauria; Squamata; Eublepharidae
Product: olfactory receptor 10G6-like
Exons: 3
Coding region: 1-963 (320 amino acids)
Biological process (GO): G protein-coupled receptor signaling pathway
Cellular component (GO): membrane
Molecular function (GO): G protein-coupled receptor activity; olfactory receptor activity
Source: RefSeq, a predicted model, not a curated record
AUGGGUCGCUGCCAGAAUACCAAUCUAGAGACAUCGCUUGAGAACUUUGAACUUUUAGGAUUCCCGUACCCCAAAGACCUGAAAUUCCUGUUUCUCUUCUUCUUCCUCCUCAUGUAUAUACUGUCACUUUCUGGAAAUGGCUUGAUUGUCUUAGUAGUAGCAUUGGAGCCUAAUUUACACAAGCCAAUGUACUGGUUCCUCUGUCAUUUGUCCCUGAUGGACAUGAUGGUCUCCUGUGUUGUGUUGCCCAAAUUAAUAACUUGGCUGAUAGAAGGCAAUGGGGUCAUCUCCUUUGCAGGCUGUGUAACUCAGCUUUUCUUCUUCCACUUCCUGGGCUGCACGGAAUGCUUCCUGUACACCGUGAUGGCCUUUGACCGCUUUAUGGCCAUCUGCAAACCACUCCACUAUGGCACUAUCAUGAACCACCGAGUUUGCUUCUGUCUUGCAGUCGGUACCUGGUUUGGAGGAUCUCUGCAUGGAGUGAUACAUUCUUCCCUUACCUUCCACUUGCCAUAUGGCUGGAGAAACCAGGUGGCUUACAUAUUAUGUGACAUCCCCGCUAUGCUGAAAUUAGCCUGUGCAGACACAUCCCUCAAUGAGAUGGUGACCUUGGUCGACAUAGGGUUUGUGGCCAUGACAUGUUUCCUCUUGAUUCUGACAUCCUACGUAUAUAUUGUCUCUGCCAUCCUGAGAAUUCCCACUUCUAAAGGGAGACACCGGGCCUUCUCCACUUGUACAGCCCAUGUCACCUUGGUGGUGAUAUAUUAUGUUCCCGUGGUAUACAACUAUGUACGUCCACCAUCUCAGGACUCCUUUGAUGGAGUGGUGGUCAUGUUCUAUGCUGCAGUGACCCCCUUCUUAAAUCCUCUUAUAUACACGCUGAGGAAUAAGGAGAUGAAAGAUGGUAUACAGAAAUUGUGCAGUAGGAAACCACCCCGGUACGAAUGGAGAUCAUUUUGUUGA